AUGGAGAAACUUGUUUCAAAUUGGUCAAAUAUCCAAUCUGUGCCUGAGAACUACAUAUUCCCACCAGAAACAAGACCAGGGGAGGAUCUCAAAAUCCCAUUCAGCCAUAGCAUCCCAAUUAUUGAUCUAAAUGAAGCACAGAAUGGUGAUAGAACAACUACAAUUCAGAAAAUUAUCAAGGCUGCUCGAGAGUUUGGAUUCUUUCAGGUUAUCAAUCAUGGAAUAUCGUUGAAUGAAAUGAAGGAAACAAUGAGUGUUUUCAAAGAGGUGUUUCAGAUGCCAGAUGAGUACAAGCAAAACAUAUAUCUUGAUGACGACUUGAAAACGUGUAAGAUAUUCACUAGCACUCUUAGAUAUGAAACAGAAAAGGUUCAUCUAUGGAGGGACAGCCUUAGACACCCAUCUCAUCCUUUGGAGCAAUGGCAACACUUAUGGCCUGAAAAUCCAACUACAUACAGAGAGUGUGUUGGGAAUUUUUCUGUUAAAAUUAAGGAUUUGGGAUCGAGGAUCUUGGAUUUGAUUUGUGAAGGACUUUAUUUGAAGUGUGGACAUUUUGAUAACGAUCUUACCGGAUCAAUGAUCGUCUCGGUUAAUCAUUAUCCACCAUGUCCUAAACCAAGUUUAACACUUGGUUUAACCAAACAUAAAGAUCCUUACCUCAUCACCAUUUUAAUGCAAGAUGGUGUAAGUGGUCUUCAAGUAUUAAAAGAUGGAAAGUGGAUAGCUGUUGAGCCUCUUCCUCAUGCAUUUGUCAUCAACAUAGGUCAUGUGUUGGAGAUAAUCAGUAAAGGUAAGCUAAUAAGUGCUGAACAUCGAGCUGUAACCAAUUCAAGUCAUACUCGCACAAGUGCUGCUUUUUUCAUAGCGCCAUCAGAUGAUUGUCUCAUUCAGCCAGCACAAGAUAUCAGUGAUGAGAAUGAUCAUCCUAUUUUAAAGUCUUUCAUAUACAAGGAGUUCCUCAAGCAAUUCUUUAACAUAGAUGGUGACACAGACCAGCUACUGAAAUCAUUUGUGGCACUAAAUAGUUAA
Messenger RNA from Lathyrus sativus (Indian pea), 1029 nucleotides. NCBI's taxonomy places the organism in Eukaryota, Viridiplantae, Streptophyta, Magnoliopsida, Fabales, Fabaceae. The record is from the annotation of a GenBank genome assembly.